Messenger RNA from Juglans regia (Persian walnut), 2689 nucleotides. Its product is annotated as putative pentatricopeptide repeat-containing protein At3g25060, mitochondrial. Gene Ontology annotation, molecular function: protein binding; zinc ion binding; RNA binding. The record is from RefSeq and is a predicted model, not a curated record. Gene Ontology annotation, biological process: RNA modification. The transcript has a single exon. The coding region runs from base 233 to 2269 and encodes 678 amino acids. Lineage: Eukaryota; Viridiplantae; Streptophyta; Magnoliopsida; Fagales; Juglandaceae.
ACUUUUCAUAUGAUGUGUGUGUUUUUUAUAGGGUGUAUAUAUGUUUUUGAUAAGGUAUAGAGUUUGAGAUGGUAAAUAAGAACUGAUGGGAAGAUUUUUUCAUCAAAUUAGGACCUACUUUCUAGUUUCUUUCCCUCCGUUUCUCAGUUUUCUGUUCUUUUUCAAACGGCUAUAUGUGUACACUAACUCUGGGAACAGCACACAGUUAAAGUUUUAGGCUUUCCACACGUAGAUGCAGUCAAUUCAAUGGCUAAAACGCCUCAAACCUCUUCUCCUGGCCUGUAAAGACAAAGCGUCCAUAGCUAAAGUCCAUGCUCUCAUGCUCUUGACCGGUCUCUCCCUUCAUUUAAGCUUCAAUGGCCGACUAAUAGCAUCGUACGCAAAUAUAGGCGAUAUUGUAUCUGCCAGGAAAGUGUUUGAUUUAUUGCCUCACAGAGGAACAGAUGCGUGGAAUGCAAUGAUCAUUGCGUAUUCACGUAAUGAUUUCCCUGUUGAAGCCGUAUAUCUUUAUCGUCAGAUGAUCUUGGAAGGUAUUAGACCUGAUAGCUCGACUUUUACGGUGGCCCUCAAGGCGUGCACGCGCCUGUCAGAUUUGAAAACGGGGGAGGAGAUUUGGGAUAGAGCAUUAGAUUGUGGGUACGAGUUUGAUGUGUUUAUUAUGUCUUCUGUUUUGAAUUUGUACGCAAAGUGUGGGAAGAUGGAUGAAGCGAUCGAACUGUUUGAUAUGAUGCCGAGAAGGGAUCUUGUUUGUUGGACAACUAUGAUAAGUGGGCUUGCACGGAGUGGCCAGCCAAUAGAAGCGGUUGAUAUGUAUAGGCGAAUGCAAAAGGAGGGAAUGGAAGGAGAUGGGGUUGCUGUGUUGGGAUUGAUACAGGCUUGUGCGACUCUUGGAGACUCAAAAUUGGGUCCUUCUGUUCAUGGAUAUCUGAUUCGGAGAUCUCUUUCUAUGGAUGUUUUUGUUCAAACUGGUCUUGUGGAUAUGUAUGCAAAGAAUGGGCAGUUGGAGCUUGCUCAUCGUGUGUUCAAGAAGAUGCCUUAUAAGAGUGUUGCAUCUUGGGGUGCAUUGAUUUCUGGCUCUGCUCAAAAUGGUUUCGCAGGGAAUGCACUUGAAUUCUUGGUAGAGAUGCAGAGUUGUGGAUACAGACCAGAUUUAGUGUCUCUUUUGAGUGCACUUUUAGCAUGUUCCCAAGUUGGGUUUUUGAAAUUGGGAAAGUCUUUACACGGAUAUACUUUGAGAAGGUUUGAUAUUGAUCAAGUUUUAGGUACUGCUGCAAUUGACAUGUAUUCAAAAUGUGGAGCUCUUUCUUGGGCACGUACUCUCUUCGAUAAGAUAGAUUCCAAAGACUCGAUCUCUUGGAAUGCAAUGAUUAGCAGCUAUGGAAUUCAUGGCCAUGGGAAAGAAGCUCUGUCGCUCUUCCUAAAGAUGACAAAAACAAAUCUAAAACCAGAUCAUGCAACUUUUGCUUCUCUUCUCUCGGCCUUUAGUCACUCGGGUCUUGUGCAAGAAGGUCAAUACUGGUUUAAUCUCAUGGUUAGUGAAUAUAACAUACCUCCAGCAGAAAAGCAUUAUGCUUGUAUGGUUGAUCUUUUGGCUCGUGCAGGUCGAGUAGAAGAGGCUCACAAGCUAAUAGAUUCCAUGAAUACUGAACCAGGGCUUACUGUUUGGGUUGCCCUUCUGGCAGGUUGCUGCAAAAAUGGCAACUUAGUGAUUGGAGAGAUUGCGGCAAAGAAGGUACUUGAGUUAAAUCCUGAUGACUUGGGAAUUUAUGCUUUGGUAUCAAACUACUAUGCCAAGGUGAGGAAGUGGGACAAAGUAGCUGGUGUUAGAAAAAUCAUGAAGAAGACCGGGAUGAAGAAAGUACCGGGGUAUAGUGUAGUGGAUGUGAAAGGGAAGCUCCAUGCUUUUCUCAUGGAAGAUAAGCGCCACAAUCAAUAUGAAGAUAUUAUGCAACUCUUGGAUAAGUUGGAUCAUGAGAUGAGAGCCAUUGGAUAUGUCCCAAAGACUGAAUUUGUCUUGCAUGACCUCGAAGAGGAAGUUAAAGAGAAAAUGUUGAGUAAUCACAGCGAGAGGCUUGCUAUUGCUUUCGGUCUUUUAAACACGGCUCCAGGAACCAGAUUACUGAUCACAAAGAAUCUUAGAAUGUGUGGGGAUUGCCACGAAGCAACGAAAUUCAUAACCAAAAUUGUGAACAGAGAGAUUGUUGUGAGGGAUGUAAAGCGAUUUCAUCAUUUCAAGAAUGGAAUCUGCUCAUGUAGCGACUACUGGUAAAGUAGACGUUCACAUAUUUGCUCUCUUAGUUGAAUUUGUCACAGCUGAGAUGUGAGAAUAUCAGGUGAAAUCUCGCCUCUGCCAGAAAGUGAGUUCCAAAUAUUAUAUGAGGGUAAUGGAAGAGACGAGCAUAUCGUUUGGCACAACCUUUUUAGGAGUGUCUGGAUGCAGGUUGGAAACCAAAAAAGUGUGGCUUCAAAUGUUCAGGCUCGACAAUCCAUCGCCAGAUGCUGGUGAAAUUAGUCCGUUAUUAUUCAUCAACCACCCUACAAACUUCCCCUGGACCUUUUAUACUCUAUACUUCGGCUGAGUUCAAAGAGCAAGGCUUUGUUUACCAUUCAUUGUAAUGGAGUUUAUUUGGAAGCUUGAAAUCUCGAAGGGACACCGCAGAAAAGGACAUGGAUGAUUUUUUUCUUUCUU